CCUCUUCGCUUCUUGCUGCCAUAUAAAAACUUCAUUUUCCUAAACAGCUUCAAUAAUCUAAGGAGUUUUUAUCAAGCAAAAGAGUUUUGUAUUAAUUCAAGUAAUAUCCAUUACAAAAUGUCGCUGUAUCCAUCGCUAGAAGACAUGAAAGUCGACCAAAUGGCCCAAGCACAGGCACAUCAAAUGCGAGCUCAACAUCAAGCUGUUGGAUACGCGCCUCAGCCUGCAAUGCCUGGUCAGCCUGCAAUGCCUGCACCAGGGCCAUCCAGCAGUCUUUACCCUUCAUUAUCAGAUUACAUGGGACUUGAUGUGUCAGAAGAAGCAUUACGACAACAUGUUCCUGACUAUACUGGAGCUGUUGUUCCAAGUGGUGGYAAUGCUGUUGUACCUCAAACUGGCAGUGGAGCGAUUGCCCCAGUUAGUGGUUCAAAUAAUCUUGGUAUACGAAGAGCAGAGAUCAAGGGAGGAGUCCGUGAGGUUAUUAUUUGUAAAGACAAUGAUGGAAAAUUGGGUCUUCGAGUUAGAGCAGUCAACAAGGGUGUAUUUGUGGCAUUUGUUCACAAYAACUCUCCAGCUUCCCUUGGUGGCCUAAGAUUUGGUGAUCAGAUAUUGCAAAUUGAUGGAGUAAACAUGGCAGGCUAUGAUACUGAUAAAGCAAUGAAAGUACUCAAGAAUGCAUCACCUCAGAAAGUUGUGUUUGCAAUCAGAGACAGACCAUUUGAGCGCACCAUUGUACUACAGAAAGACAGCACUGGCCACGUUGGCUUUGUAUUCAAAGAUGGCAAGAUUACCAAGAUUGCAAAGGACACAUCUGCUGCAAGAAAUGGACUUUUGACAGAGCACCACCUUGUAGAAGUUAAUGGGCAAAAUGUUGUUGGGCUUAAGGAUUCUGAAAUCAAAAAGAUCCUAGAAGGCCAUGAUAGAACCAUCACAUUAACAAUCAUCCCUUCAUUCAUCUGUGAACACAUUAUGAAAUGCAUGUCUACCAGCCUGGUAAAGAAAAGCAUGGACCACUCCAUUCCUGAAGUGUAAAUACAACAACCAUCUUGUUUAGCAUCCCAAGCCAAUUUAAAGCAAAUUAUUGGAAAAACGAAAAUAAAUUCACAUUUAUAUCUUUUUAUGCGUGGUCAAGCUUAGCAYAAUACAAAGUUACCAGAAAUAAUUGAUUUACAUUUUCAGUUUAAUUUUCAUAGACUAACACGCUUACCACACUAAAACCAUGAAAUAGUAAUUUUUAGUCCCAAAUUAACAAUAUAAAAGAAAAGAAAGGUAAAUACUAAAAUAUAUGUUCAUGGAUUUGUGUGAAAUGCUUUCAACACUAGAGGGUGGGAUUGGAAACUCUUUGUAAUAUUAAUUGUCAAUAGCUGUAGUUAUGGUAUAAGCUUGACAUAAUAAUGGACAUGUAUUGCCAUUUUGUAAUAAAACAAGUUAUUGAUUUAGA
Molecule: messenger RNA, 1441 nt
Organism: Exaiptasia diaphana
Lineage: Eukaryota; Metazoa; Cnidaria; Anthozoa; Actiniaria; Aiptasiidae
Product: syntenin-1
Exons: 8
Coding region: 118-1032 (304 amino acids)
Cellular component (GO): cytoplasm; plasma membrane
Molecular function (GO): protein binding
Source: RefSeq, a predicted model, not a curated record